AUGGCGGUGCGGAUGAUCGUUGCCCUCGUGUUCCCACUGAAGCUCGCCGCCGGCACGUCACGGUGGACUUCGGAAAACGAGAGCGAGGAAUUAGCGGCAGAUGUUCGGAGCUCGAGCAAGACAUUCUCAACUCUUCAAGCAAUCAACCGAUCUUCGCGGGUUGUGGAUCUGAUGUUGAGCAGGAACAUCUCUGUGGAGGAGAUAAUUAAACAAACGAUUGCGCACCGGGAGCGCGAGAACGGCACACUUGCUGAUUUGCAUCGUCAGAAGAAUCUGUUAGAGCAGGACGAGAAGAUUCGAUCAGAGAAAGAGGCGGCUCUGCGGAGAGCCACUGCAAAGGCAUCCUUGGCUUCCGCUGCCCGCAAGCAGGCAAAGCAGGCCUGUGAAGGUGCGAAGCACACCGUCAUCGGCAAGGUGGCAACAAAGCAGAAUGCAGAGGCAGCUCUGGAGGACGCGAAGCGCCACCUGGAGGACGUCGUCCAGGACACCUUGUCUUCGGACGUCCUCGCAGCGAAUAGCGACUUGAUUCACAGGACGGCGAAGCUCAAGGCUGCAGAGGAGGAGCUGGCGCAAGCGGAGAGCAACAAGACCGCCAGAGCCACAGCCUUGACCGAGGCAAUCGCGAGGAGCAGCCGCUUAGAAGCUCGGCGACAGGAGGCGCAGGAGGCCUUCGCCAGCGCCAGCGCCGAGGUCACGUCUGUCGCGGGCACGCUCGGGGAGAUCCGCAAGGAAGCCCGCCCUGCGUUGAGCAGGGUCGAGAAGCUGAACCAGAGUUUGGAAGAGCAGACGAGCGUCGUGGAGGCUCUGAGAUCCCAGAGCGCGUCCCUGCACGAGAAGCUUGACGCCGCACAGAAGAAAUACACGGAGCUUCAGGAGGUGCUCAAGGAGGACUCGGGUUGCAAACAUGAUCUCCAACAAGCCGAGGCACGUGUCCGACAUGCGUCGACUUCUUACAACUUGACGAUCGCCGCGUACCAAGCAUCGCCGCAUGACCCGAACUUGCUCGGCUCGGCAUGGGAUUCCAUCGACGAGCUGGAGAAUGCCACGUACCAGAAGUACCUGAGGCAGAAGGCCUGUGCCCCAGAGGGCGUAGACAUUCCGCCGCGGACCCCGCCGGCCCCGUGCGGGAAGGACACGGGAGGCACCUGCCGUGUCCUCUGGUGUGACGCGUCCCGUGGAGCCUACUGUGACUGGACCUACGCGUGCCUCUGCGCGGGUGCCACGUGUGCCAGAGACGGCGUCUGCCGCCCGCGCGGCCCGCCGGCCACAGCUCCGGCGGAGGCGGCGGCGCUCGGGAGGGCCGCCGCCCGGCAGGCCCCCACGGCAGCCCCAGAGCCGGACAGCCUGGAGGUUCGCAUCUGGCCCGCUAUCCUCGGCACGGUCGCUGCGGCUGCAGUCGGGGUGCUGGGCGUCGUCGUGCAGAAGCGGCGCGCCCGCGGGCGGGUGGUCCUGCCUCCCUACCUCGGGUGA
This is a messenger RNA of Prorocentrum cordatum, 1470 nucleotides long. The record is from the annotation of a GenBank genome assembly. NCBI's taxonomy places the organism in Eukaryota, Dinophyceae, Prorocentrales, Prorocentraceae.